AUGCUUCUCUACAUGUGUAAACUCACCUGGCAGCAGCCGAGUCAAGGAACUGUCUCACCUUGCCUCUGUUUCUUUCUCUGGAUCUCUGGGGGUUUCCGUCCCCUCCUUGCUGCCAAGCUGGAUUUCCUGCAGGUGAAGCAUCUGAAGAGGAAGAGGAAGAGCAACUACAGUGUGAGAGAAACUCAGGCUCUCGUCAGGGAGAUCCACAAGAGAAGAGACGUGUUGUUCUCCAGACAGCAGAACACUGCCAUUAAUGAGCUGAAGAGGCAGGCAUGGGAGGAGGUGGCCCAAGGUGUGAAUGCUCUGGGGGAGGGCGAGCUACGUACUGCUGCUGAGGUGAAGCGCCGUUACCUGGACUGGCGUGCACUAACGAAGAAAAAGCAGCUGCAGGCUGAGUUCUCUCUGUCUUCCUCAUCCUCCUCAUUGACCAUGAAGACCGAGUAUGACCAAUCCUCCCCUGAGCACGAGGAAGCUUCUCUAGGAUCCGGCUGUGAUCAGCUGCUUGACCUCUCGGGCUUCGCAAAGGACUGUCACUGCGACUGGCCGGAGCUGGUGGCUCUCGGUGAGCCAAGCGGUCAGGGAGUGAUGGCACUGUCAGGUGUGAAGAUGGAGGAUGAUCUGGAUGGAGAUGUGGGCGAUGGAGAAAUGGAUGAGGAUGACAUUCCCUCUCUCCUUAGCGACAUCGAGUCACGCGGAGACGGGCACGUUGGUGAUGUUUACUCCCACAACGACUUGGGCAUGCUCGGUUCUUCAAAGGAUCCGACUUCCACCACCAACCGAGAUCUACCGCUGCCUGGAGGCCUGGUGGGAAUGCCGGCUCUCGGGCUGGGCGGACUCGGCAAUCACGAGAACCUGGGAGCGGGGUUUCUGGUCGCCGUUGAGAAACAGCGACUGGAGCUGGAAAAGCAACGGCUGGCGGUUGAGACAGAACGCCUGGCAGUGGAGAAAGAGCGGCUGCUGGUGGAGAAGGAGCGACUUCGCCAGACGGAGGUGGAGAGGGAGCGGCUGCAGCUGGAGAGGGAGAGGCUACAGGUGGAGAGAGAGAGGCUUAGGCUGCUGCUCGUCAGCCAGUCGGAGCAUGUCGACUCCUCUUUCAACCUGCCACCACAGCAAGGCCCGCCGUCUUCCUCCACCUCUUCCUUAUCCUCCACUCACGACGGACAGAGGGAGAGGGAGAAGGGAGGCAAAGGCUGGAUGUCGGCGGUGAACCUGGAGACAGAGAAGCUCAAUCUGGAGAAGGAGAGGCUGCAGCUGGAGAAGGAGAGACUGCAGUUUUUCAAAUUUGAAGCCGGCCGGCUGCAGAUUGAGAGAGAGCGCCUGCAGGUGGAGAAAGAGAGAAUGCAGCUGCACAAAGACCAUCAGUCAGUUAAAGUCUGA
Stegastes partitus (bicolor damselfish) is the source of this 1377-nucleotide messenger RNA. RefSeq names its product Myb/SANT-like DNA-binding domain containing 4 with coiled-coils (gene msantd4). The coding region runs from base 1 to 1377 and encodes 458 amino acids. The record is from RefSeq and is a predicted model, not a curated record. The transcript is spliced from 5 exons. Lineage: Eukaryota; Metazoa; Chordata; Actinopteri; Pomacentridae.